Molecule: messenger RNA, 629 nt
Organism: Hordeum vulgare subsp. vulgare (domesticated barley)
Lineage: Eukaryota; Viridiplantae; Streptophyta; Magnoliopsida; Poales; Poaceae
Product: non-specific lipid-transfer protein 3-like
Exons: 2
Coding region: 109-462 (117 amino acids)
Biological process (GO): lipid transport
Cellular component (GO): membrane
Molecular function (GO): lipid binding
Source: RefSeq, a predicted model, not a curated record
UUCCUUCCAUCUCCACCACCACCACCACACAAGCCAAUCAAGCUCUCUCAGCUCCUGCCUAGCUAGCUCCACGGUUUCCAGCAAGCAAGCCGAAGCACGAGAUCCUCCAUGGCACGCGUGGCACUGGUCGCCGUGUUCGCCGUGCUCGCGGCACUGGCGGUGGCGGAGAUGGCGUCCGGGGCGGUGACCUGCGGCGACGUGACGUCCUCCAUCGCGCCGUGCAUGUCGUACGCGACGGGGAAGGCGUCCGCGCCGUCGGCGGGGUGCUGCAGCGGGGUGAGGAGCCUGAACGGCAAGGCGUCCACCGCGGCCGACCGGCAGGCGGCGUGCCGCUGCCUGAAGAACCUGGCCGGGUCGUUCAAGGGCAUCAGCAUGGGUAACGCCGCCGGUAUCCCCGGCAAGUGCGGCGUGUCCGUCUCCUUCCCCAUCAGCACCAGCGUCGACUGCAACAAGCUUCACUAAGUUACUUAUGAGCUUCAUCACAGCUAGCCGACUCGGUGUCUACUGUUGCUGCUUUCUGCAUGUGUUCGACCUCCAUCUUGCAGAUUGUUGAUCGAAUCAUCAAUAAAAUAAUGUGUUGAGCUUAAUUUUGUAUGAUGUUAUCUGUUAUCAAGAAUGAUUAUAAACUA